Molecule: messenger RNA, 3589 nt
Organism: Dermacentor andersoni
Lineage: Eukaryota; Metazoa; Arthropoda; Arachnida; Ixodida; Ixodidae
Gene: Mob3
Product: MOB kinase activator 3
Source: RefSeq, a predicted model, not a curated record
GCUCGUAUGUAGCGUCCACCCAAGAUGGCGAGCUUUGUGGAUUUCUUCCACAAGGGAAAGUCAUCGGUGCAGACGUUCCGGCCAAAGAAGAAGUUUGAGCCGGGCACCAUGCGAUAUUCGCUGCACAAGCAGGCCCAGGCUUCUCUCAACUCGGGCAUCAAUCUGCGUGACGCGGUGCGGCUGCCUCCAAGGGAGGACAUGAAUGACUGGCUGGCUGUGCAUGUGGUGGACUUCUUCAACCGGAUAAACCUCAUCUAUGGCACCAUUUCUGACUACUGCACUGAGGAGAGCUGCCCCAGAAUGUCAGGGGGCCCAAAAUUCGAGUACCUCUGGUGCGAUGGUCAAAAGUACAAGAAGCCUACCCCACUGCCAGCGCCGCAGUAUAUUUCGCACCUCAUGGACUGGGUGGAAGCACAGAUCAACAACGAAGAAAUCUUCCCCGUCACUUGUAAUGUCCCGUUUCCCAGGAACUUCGUUCCUACAUGCAAGAAGAUCUUGGCUCGGCUGUUUCGGGUUUUCGUGCACGUCUACAUCCACCAUUUCGAUAGGCUUGUUGCCAUAGGAGCGGAGGCCCACGUCAACACGUGCUACAAGCACUUCUAUUACUUCAUCACUGAAUUUGACUUAGUAAGCCAAAAGGAGCUAGAACCCUUGACGGAGAUGACGAGGAAAGUCUGCAAGGACAUGGUAAUUCUGAGCCCCCGUCACAGAUGAAAAACAAGAGAGACGGCACCAUGCACGGCGGCCGUUUUACUCCUCCUUGUGAUGUCUGCAAUUUGCUCUGCUGACCCCCCCGCCUUUGUCCGUCAACAAAUCGUUACGUCCACUGGUUAACGCAACGUAGAUGUCACCGUAGUUACCGGUACUAUACCACCAACCGUAACGGAACGGAAACCUCUUCUAGUCUUGCUGGCACGGACACUGCUGGUAAAAAUUCGCACAAACUGAAGCGUUUUCUUUUUUCUCUCUUUUGUUGGCACUUAUUACAAAAGAAAAAAGUGCUUUCUUCUCAUUUCGCUACAUGCUUUUUCAUCCCUUAUUGACAAUGUUUUAAACACCUUGACCUCCUGUGUACAGCACCUGAAGGGCUUGUGUAAAUAGCUUGAUUUUAUUUUGUUUUUUUCCCACCUGCAAAAGCUUUUUCCUUUUCUUAGCAAUUGUAGUGUUGAAUUCAUAGUUGGCAUGUUAACAGGACAUCCGUGGCAUCAAUGUCCACUUGUGAAUGGCAUGUAAUUGAGGUUUUUGUGAAUAUGAAUGCUCAUAAUUUUGAAAGAAUGGAAUUUAGCUGACAUUGACUUGCAAAACAUAGUCUAUAAACUUCAGAGAUGCUCUAUCUAAAAAAAAGAUUGUUUAUUUUAUGUCUUUUAAUAUGUAAGUUGUGUCUUACAUGGAGUAUCCAUAUAUAAUAAUGUCUCAAAAGACGGCAACCAGACUGCUCCCCAUAGCUGUGGGUUGCAUGGUUACCCCAGAGUUGCAAUGUUACAAUUGUUUUUGUGAACUGGAAUUGCUCGAAGCCUUUGUACGUGAUUCCGCACUUGCUUGCCAAGUGCCUGUGGUUUGUGCGCUUGAAUUUGCAUGCAGACUAAUUGUCCGUGUUGAGACAACCGUUUUAUUCAUCAUUUUCCAUCUUCGCAUUGCAAAACUUUAAAAAGCGAGUAGCAAAAUUUUCGACGAGCUGUUUGUUGUAUGUGGAAGGCACUUUCGCUUUGACUUGUGUCCCCUUGUAGAACUUUUAACUGUGUGCUGUAACAGAACUUCGUUUUGCACAAAGAGGCUCGCCGCCACAAGUUGCAGUGCUUGCGCGGCAACGCAUUACAUGCGGCAUUUUAUUUCUCAGAGUCGGGCACGGCACGUGAGCCGCUCAGUCUUUUUCGACGUACAUGCAGUAGCUGAUAAGGUAGCAAUAUUUUGGUUAUAUACUACACGUUUGGCUUGUUUUGCCAGCAGAUGGAGAGAGCUAAAAUAGACCUAAGCAGGCAGAAAGACAUACAUGAUUGCAGCAGGAGACUGUUCACUUGCUGUUUACUGUUAUCCUUUGUAUAAAAAUGCCAUGUAACGACUCACUUGCAGUAUUUGCAAGGUGCAGGAAUGCUAGAACACUCGUGUACUGAAAACUUCGUUUUCAUUAAAAGAGCUUCAGAUGGUUAAAAAUUAGUCCUAAGCCUUCUGCUGUGGCAUCUCCCAUAGGCCCAGUGUUGCCUUGGGAUAUCAAGCCUACUUAGUUCCAAGAACAAGAAUAAAACAGGCCUUAAAAAGGCUAAGACAUAUAUAUAUAUAUAUAUAUAUAUGAGAAUAUUGAUUUUGCAUGCACUAUUGUGUACAAAUGAGAUGUGAAUAGGCUAUGACUAACUAGAACUCAUUCCUUGAUUUUCACUUUCUAUGCUUCUGUGAUUGUCAGAAUUAUUUCGACUUGGGCACCUAGCUUUAAGGCCGGUGCCUUUGUUCCUGACUGGACCCUUAGCAGCACGAAAUUGCACCCUUAGGUUGGUGUAAGAGCGGUCCUUCUUGAUAGUUUGCACUUCAUUCGCUCAUUGUAGUACUUCAGUAUUUAUUUUCUGUGAGCCUGGACACUCUCGUCUUUCCUGUGCAAGAACAUCUGCAGCAUACUGCAGUGUCGGGCAUUAUUUUCCCCUUGUCUUUGUGGUGGGCUUUAUUUGCUGACAUUUGUGCACUGUCGUGUUCCUCCUCGUGUUGGCAGGUGCACUUUUUUUUUUUCUUCCACUUUACCUUUCUCUAGGGCAUUCGCUUUUUCUUUUCUUAAAUGGUUCCUGAAACACUUUUUCUUGAAACUGAAUCCAGGAGUGAAUGCAAUUUUCUUCAGCAAGUAUAUUCCCAAGGAUAUUUUUUUAGAAGGACCUAAUGAAUGCAGUGCUUACUUUCCCCGUUCCCCCUCAACUCAUUGGUUCUUCUCAGCUGGGCUGUGCUGGUGGCAAUUUUCUGCCUAUCGUUCCUUCCUUUCUUUACUCUGUGCGGCCUCCUUAUGGUAACUCUGCCAGGCUGACAUCUGACAAUGGUGCUCCGACGAAGGAACAGUGACAGAACAGUCUAGACACAUUAACCCUUUCACUACCAAGUUCUUUCUCAAGAAGGUGCGCAAACCUUAGUGCUUUUUAUUCCCGCUAAUCAUUUCACAUUAUAUCCAGUUCAAAGAUUUUAUGCGUGCAGUUUGUCUCCUAUAUUGCUCCGAAAUAUAAACAAAAGACAUCUGCCCCGAAAGAGAGACUUUCACUCGGCAUGUGUAGAAUGUUUGAUCUCAAUUAACUGGGCAGAUCAUAACGAAAUCGUGAUGCGUGCAGGAAUAUGUCCCAGUGCCGAAACUGAAAUGCACGACUAAAAUUGAGUUGAUGAGUGUGGCUUGUCUUGUCUCCGGCGAGCAAUGCAGAAGCCGAUGUGGCCUGGACAGGUACAGCUCAUCCUUUGCACUGUUAGUACAGGCAGCUAGGACGAGUGCAGUUUGGGCUUGGUAGUUAAAGGGUUAUUAACCAUGACUUCCCCAUUUCAUUGGAAAAGCAUCUGCAUGCACAUGCCCAAGCUCACGUGUGUCGGCUUUAGCACUUGACAGACAGUUAUCUUUGGCUUGGCUGGGGGG